This is a messenger RNA of Caenorhabditis elegans, 1256 nucleotides long. RefSeq names its product C-type lectin domain-containing protein (gene clec-33). The transcript is spliced from 10 exons. The coding region runs from base 21 to 1256 and encodes 411 amino acids. NCBI's taxonomy places the organism in Eukaryota, Metazoa, Nematoda, Chromadorea, Rhabditida, Rhabditidae. The record is from RefSeq and is marked reviewed. Gene Ontology annotation, molecular function: carbohydrate binding.
CUUCAAAAACUUUUCGAUCUAUGUCGGCUUCACAUUUAGUGCCAGAAAAAUGGAUUCAGUUUCUGAGACUUCAUUGGUUGAUUAUACUUAUCGGAGUAAUCACUGAAAUUGUUAUUAUAACUGGAGUUGUUCUGUUAACAUAUUUUACGACGCAUCAUGCAGCUUGUGCAGCAGAUAAAAUAACAAGCUCUGAUUUUCAAAGAAGUAAUGUGUUCAGCUUGACAAGUGACUCAACUAAUUCAGAGGCUUUAUCAAGUUCGACUACAAACAUACCGAUGACAACUUUCAGCACAAAUGAAGCUUCAUCUUCAACCAAACUGUUGUCAACCUCCAGCACAGCGGAGAUUUCAUCUACAACUAGAACGGUGUCAAGAUCCAUUAAACCUGAGACAUCUACCGCUUCGACUACAAUCAGACCCCUGACCACUACCACCACACCUGCACCUUCCAACAACGUUGGCUGCACCUUUGGCUUCAACUACAUCAAUGGCAAAUGUUGGCGAUUAGUCACUAGUCUACAGACACGAGACAAUGCUGAUUUCGAUUGUAUGAGAGAAGGAGGUUCCACACUUUUCUCAAUUAGGAAUGAGCAGGAAAAUAAUGCAACUCUUGAUUUUGUGUCAAACAGUGGGGUUGCCUACAUUUGGACCGGGUUGAUUUGUAAUGCAAAUACUUCUUCUUCGUGUACUUGGGAUCUGAAGAGUGGGUCCGCGGCAAACUAUGACAACUUCGCAAAAGGCUUUCCCAACAAGACCAUUGGGGACUGCGUUUACUUCAUCGCAAAUGGAACAGAAGCUGGACACUGGAAAAGUAGCGCAUGCAAUCAGACAAUGAGUUAUGUGUGUGAACUACCUCCAACUAUUCAUGAUGAUAAUUGCGAUAACAAUUAUAACAAUAAUUGUUACGUACGCUACGAUAAGUCGUCCACCAUUGCUGAUGCUCAGGAGUUUUGCAAAACAAAGCACGGCGGCAACCUUGUUUCAAUCAAUUCGGCCAAUGAAAAUCGUUAUGUUCAAACUUUAUACUACGUGAGUGGAUAUAUUCCACUGGGUGCAGUGGUUCCAAACUACAACGUCAUAUAUUGGAUGGAUGGAUCACCAGCGACAUAUAAUAAUAUUCUAUAUUAUACGAAUGGAACUUGUCUGUUUUUGAAUUUUUCAUGGGGAGGCAGUGGUGAUUUCUGGGAAACUGUCGAAUGCACUGAUAAAUCAUGGUUUCUGUGUAAAUGGCCCAUUGGAAUUGAUUAUGCACAGUGA